AUGGAGGGGACAAAAGGGUAUGUUGUGAAUGGUGGGGAGAAUAGUAAUGGGAGCUCUAGCAAUGACAUUCAUAGGCUAUCUUCUCCCAGCCUCCCUCCACCUCCGCCGCCGUCGUCGUACCGGCAGCGUUUCGUCAAUGCUGGCGUGCCCGUGUCUUGUAAGAGGACUCUGGUUCGCCAUCCGUCUCUUGUGAAGACAUCUGCAUUUGACAUCUCUGUGGAAUCUGAAGUUAGCAUACGAACCCACCUCCCUGAUUAUACUCCUAUUGUCCGCUCGGGAGCUUUUUCGGAUAUUGGCUUUCGCUCAAGAAUGGAGGACGUCUAUGCAUGUAUUGAUGAUUUUACAAUUGAUAAUGGUCUCAGACAUGAUAUUGAUGGGCCUAACGCCUUCUAUGGGGUGUUUGAUGGGCAUGGAGGGAAACACGCUGCAGAUUUUGCAUGCCACCAUUUGCCGAGAUUCAUCAUUGAGGAUGAAGACUUUCCUAGAGAUAUAGAAAGGGUCAUUGCAUCUGCUUUUCAGCAGACUGAUAGUGCUUUUGCAGAGGCGUGCUUGCUUGAUGCUGGUCUUGCUUCUGGUACCACUGCUUUGGUUGCUUUAGUUAUGGGAAGGUUAUUGGUGGUGGCAAAUGCUGGAGACUGUCGGGCAGUGCUUUCUCGGCGUGGCAAAGCAGUUGAGAUGUCUCGCGAUCACAAACCAGGCUGCACCAUAGAACAGAAACGCAUCGAGGCAUCUGGAGGAUCUGUUGAUGAUGGCUACCUAAAUGGACAGCUCAAUGUUGCUCGGGCAAUAGGAGAUUGGCACAUGGAAGGGCUGAAAGCCCUGGAAGGUGGUCCGCUUAGUGCCGAGCCUGAGCUAAUAACCACAGAGCUGACAGAAGAUGAUGAAUUCCUCAUCAUAGCAUGUGAUGGAAUAUGGGAUGUGUUCAGGAGCCAAAAUGCAGUAGACUUUGCCCGGCGGAGGCUUCAGGAGCACAAUGAUCCAGUUGUCUGUAGCAAAGAUUUGGUUGAUGAAGCCCUAAAGAGGAAGAGUGGGGACAAUCUAUCUGCUGUUGUUGUUUGCUUUCAGGCUGGGCCACCCCCAAACUUGGUUGCCCCACGUUCUAGGGUGCAGAGGAGCUUCUCUGCCGAGGGCUUGAGGGAGCUGCAGAGCUUCUUGGAUGACUUGGCCAAUUGA
This is a messenger RNA of Linum trigynum, 1173 nucleotides long. The record is from the annotation of a GenBank genome assembly. Lineage: Eukaryota; Viridiplantae; Streptophyta; Magnoliopsida; Malpighiales; Linaceae.